AUGGAGGUCGACAGGCCAUCUGCAGCUGCUGGUGGGGCGUCCAGCCAGCCUCGUUUUGUAGUCAAAAAGGUGAGCUCCUACUGCUGAAGCUGCUGAGGCGGCCGCGGCUCAUUCCUUCGUUUCUCCCUUCCCUUACCUCUGCAGUGGAACGCAGUCUGCCUCUGGUCAUGGGACAUAGUCGUAGACAACGUGGGUGUCGAACUCGUCAGCAAUCGCGUCUUCUCUUCAAUUGACUGACAUACUCUUGAUCGUCUGAUUAGUGCGCUAUCUGCCGCAACCACAUCAUGGACCUUUGCAUCGAAUGCCAGGCAAACCAGGGAAGCGCCACGACUGAGGAGUGCACAGUGGCUUGGGGACAGUGUAACGUGAGUUCUGCUCUUUCGCAGGCUAGCUCACAUUUGGGACCGCUCGAGUAUGGACACGCGACCCACGUUGGAGGGAAAUGGAAAUUUGCGAACUGCAUUGCGCGUGCUGCUUGCGGAGGUGGCAUUGCUCUUAGGCUAGGCUACAAUAAGAGAGCAACAUGUCCAAGGGGGGCGAAGUGGUGGGCUUCGAUGGGCCUGUCGCUGGUAUGCUGCUGAUGCUGCUGAUUUGGUCUUAUCUUUACUUGCGAGCAUACUUGCUGCUGCUGAUGCUGCUUGAAGCCUCGCUGGGUGGCCAUACCCGGACAAAGACUAAAGCUGACGAAUUGCUGCGCUCGCCAUCUCGUAGCACGCUUUCCACUUCCACUGCAUUUCGCGCUGGCUCAAGACUCGUCAAGUCUGCCCUCUAGACAAUCGAGAGUGGGAGCUUCAGAAGUGAGUACAAGAUCUUCGCGUUUGGUACACUGCGUGAGCCUGGUUGCGCGUGAUGAUUUCGCUAAUUCUUAUCACUUGUUCAGGUACGGACGCUGA
Molecule: messenger RNA, 893 nt
Organism: Ceraceosorus bombacis
Lineage: Eukaryota; Fungi; Basidiomycota; Exobasidiomycetes; Ceraceosorales; Ceraceosoraceae
Source: the annotation of a GenBank genome assembly